AUGAGCCUGCUGCACCUCCUCAUCCUGCUGGCUGUGUACACACCUGCACAUGGCACCUGGGACAACUGCAGAGGGACCUGUGGGCAACGGCCCAUGGCUUCUGACUUCAGCUCCAUAACUGCUGACUACAGAAUCAUGGCUGGCACAGGCGCCAUGCCAGGGGCCUGGCCCUGGAUUGUCAGCAUCCAGGACCCCAGGAAAAUUGGCACAGGCCACACGUGUGGAGGGUCCCUCAUCAGCCCACAGUGGGUCCUCACAGCAGCCCACUGCUUCCUCCAGGCCAGGAACGUCACCAAGUGGCGCGUGCUGAUCGGGGCCACCCAGCUGAGCCACCUGGGCCCCGAGGCUCAGGUGCGCCACGUCAAGAGGCUGCUGGCCCACCAGGAGUACACGGCUGACUCCCAGCAGAAUGACAUUGCCCUCCUGGAGCUGGACCAGCCCGUGGAGUGCAGUGACUACGUGCAGCUCGCCUGCGUGCCCAACGCCUCGCUCACCGUGUCCGAGCUGAAAAGCUGCUACAUCGCUGGCUGGGGUGGUGCCAGUGCUGAAGCCCAGGCUCCGAGUGAUGUCCUGCAGGAAGCCAAGGUCCGUCUCCUGGACGUGCGGCUGGUCAACAGCAGCCGCUGGUACGCGGGGGCCAUCCACACCCACAACCUGUGUGCUGGCUACCCACGGGGUGCCAUGGACACCUGCCAGGGUGACAGUGGAGGGCCUCUGGUGUGCAAAGAUAACCGUGCCAGCUACUUCUGGCUGGUUGGAGUGACCAGCUGGGGAAAGGGCUGUGCCAAAACGAAACGGCCGGGAGUCUACACCUCCACUCAGUACUUCUACAACUGGAUCCUGAUCCAGAUGGGCAUGUGCCCACCUAAAGCCUCAGGGCUGAAGAUUGGCCAGACUGAGGAGGAGCUCACAGCCAGGAGCAAGGACUGCUGA
Messenger RNA from Haemorhous mexicanus (house finch), 933 nucleotides. RefSeq names its product acrosin-like. The record is from RefSeq and is a predicted model, not a curated record. Lineage: Eukaryota; Metazoa; Chordata; Aves; Passeriformes; Fringillidae. Gene Ontology annotation, molecular function: serine-type endopeptidase activity. Gene Ontology annotation, biological process: proteolysis; acrosome reaction. The coding region runs from base 1 to 933 and encodes 310 amino acids. The transcript has 6 exons.